Molecule: messenger RNA, 2602 nt
Organism: Lucilia cuprina (Australian sheep blowfly)
Lineage: Eukaryota; Metazoa; Arthropoda; Insecta; Diptera; Calliphoridae
Gene: Ufl1
Product: E3 UFM1-protein ligase 1 homolog
Exons: 7
Coding region: 125-2485 (786 amino acids)
Biological process (GO): protein K69-linked ufmylation; response to endoplasmic reticulum stress; regulation of proteasomal ubiquitin-dependent protein catabolic process
Cellular component (GO): endoplasmic reticulum membrane
Molecular function (GO): UFM1 ligase activity
Source: RefSeq, a predicted model, not a curated record
CGUUACAGUUUUGUUGUUUUUUUUUUCAGUAAUAAAAUUGUGAAGUGUUGGAAUUUCUUUUAUUUAAACAAUACAAAUUGUUAUAUUUAAUAAUAAAAACACUUAAAAAUUAAAGAAAUUAAACAUGUCUAACGAUUGGGAUGAAGUAAAACGUUUAGCUGCUGACUUUCAAAAGGCACAAUUAACAUCAACUUUACAAAAAUUAUCCGAACGUAAUUGUAUAGAAAUUGUUACCUUACUAUUGGAAAAGAAACUUUUAGAGGUAAUAUUUACCAAUGAUGGUAAAGAGUACAUAACACCAGACCAUUUGGAACGUGAAGUACAAGAUGAGUUGUAUGUCAAUGGGGGUAGAGUUAAUUUGGUGGAAGUUAGUAAAACCUUAAAUGUGGAUUUGACUAGGAUUGAAGAGGUGGCUAAUAAAAUCGCUUUGGAAAGUCCCAAUGUACAUUUUAUUUUGGGACAACUUAUAGACGAGGAUUAUAUCACCUAUAUAGCUCAAGAAAUCAAUGAGAAAUUAUUACAAAAAGGUGAAAUUUCGGUUAAUGAUUUAACCGAACAAUUUGAUUUACCUUCGGACUUUUUGCUGACUCAUGUGCUGGAAAAACAUUUGGGUAAAAUCAUUAAGGGUCGUCAAGAUCCCUCAAAUCCUAAGAUAUUCUUUACUCAAGCCUAUUUACAAAGAUGUAAGGCUAAAAUACGUGGUGCUUUGGCGGCUCUUACACGUCCUACAAAUGUUUCGGUAAUUUUACAACAGACCAAUAUACAACAGAAAAUAUUCCAUACUUUGGUGGAUGAAAUCAAUCCUGCUGGCCAUGUAACCUCUAAACAGGCUAAUGCUCAAUACGUGCCUAACAUUUAUGCUAAAAUGCAAGCGGAUUGGGUUAAUAAUUUCUAUCGUCAAAAUGGUUUCUUGGAAUAUGAUGCCAUUAACAAGUUGGGCAUUACAAAUGCCAAACAAUUUAUCACUAAACAAUUUCCCGAUGAGGAACUGUUGUUUUUAAAACGUUGUGCGGUUAGUUCAAAACUAGUAGAACUUACUGUUAUGCCCGCUUUGACAGCAGCCAAACAAUUUAUCGAUUUAUCUUCUCUGCUGCCCUCUAACAUGUCCUCCUCCGAUCGUGAGGAAUUGUUUGAUGCUAUAAUGUCCAAAAAUCAAGCCACCUUCUCCAAUUUCGUGCUAAUCGGUUCUUUAGGUGCUUCAGUGGUAUUUACACCUCAAUAUUUAGAAGAAUUAACUUUACCCUGCCGUGAAUUAGCUUGUGCCAAAGCCAAGACGGCAGUGGAAAAUGGUAGCUAUCAACAGCAUGUGGCCAUAAAACAAUUAUCAGCUAAAUCUGGUCAGCGUAAAGAUUUUGACGAUGAUGAAAUAGUGGACAAACGUGAUGAACGCCGCAAGAAAGCUUCCUCCGGCAAGGCAGGUGGUGGUUCUCAAGGUCGUGAAACUAAAACCAAAUCCACUAAGAAACAUCAACGUGGUGGUAAGAAGGGAGGCAAAAACGAUUUCGAAAGUGAUGAUGAAGAUAACUUUGGUGGUAGCGGCACUGGUGGUGGUUCGUCAGGCAAUAAAAAACAACUAGAAUUGAUAACUAUUGCCGAUAUUGUCAAGGUUUUGAAUAAGGAAACAUCAGCAUUGGGCAUUGAUGAAUUAAACGAAGAUAUCGCGGCCAUGUAUCAUGAACAAUUAAAUCAACUUGCACUGGCUAAGGCCCAAGAACUAUAUGAAAUAACUUUGCAAAAGAGUGCGGCAGGCAGUGGACAAACUCAUGCUGGUGUCCAAGAGAAAAUCAAUACACUCUUAGUUGAUUUACGUCUAUACGAAAAGGGACUAAAGCUUUUCCCUGUGGCAACACAAGCAGAUUUAAUCAAAUAUUUACUAAAAUCUUUGGGUAAUGAUAUGUGUAAUGAAUUGAUGGCCUAUAUAGCUCACGAAUGUCAAAUUGAAUUAAAAAACACAAAUCUAAAUGUAGAUCAACGUAAUAAAUUGGCUCAAGAAUGUGGAGGUGAUUACAAACCAGCUUUAAUGGAAUUAAAUAAGGCUCUCAAUAAGUCAAUUGAUGAAUUUGUUUUGGCCACGGAAGCGGUUUUGAAAACUUGCAGCAUGAUUGUUAAGAAAGUUGACAAGAAAAAAGAACGUCCCUUAAUCAUACAGCAUCGUGAAAAGCUCUUGGAACAAUUGCAACAAUGCUCAGAACCCGCUUUAAUAUUGCAUUUAACAGCUUUGAUCUUAUUUACCACCAUAACUGGUUGUAUUCUUCAUGCUAGUGGUAAAUUUGUAUCACAAAUUUUAGCCUUUAUUAAUAGCUCCUUGUCCGAUGAACAAAAUAAACUUUUAACACAAUAUCAUGAUUUGGUCAUUAGCGUUUUACGUUUGUCCUCGGAUUCUCAAGAAUAUUCCGCAGCUAGUUCUGAUUUACAGGAAUUAGAACCUAAAAUUAAGCAAUUGGCUGCAACAUUUGAAAAACCUGGUCUUUCUAAAACCGACUAACUAGCAUUUCCGUAUUUAGUUGCUUAAGUAAAUAAUAGUUUUGUUUUACUCUAGUUUUUCUUUUUGGCCAUUUUAAGAAUUUGUAAAUAAUAAUUAAAUUCCAUUUUAUUAAUUUAA